Messenger RNA from Cataglyphis hispanica, 773 nucleotides. Its product is annotated as chromosome partition protein Smc. Bases 1 to 765 code for a protein of 254 amino acids. Lineage: Eukaryota; Metazoa; Arthropoda; Insecta; Hymenoptera; Formicidae. The transcript has 5 exons. The record is from RefSeq and is a predicted model, not a curated record.
AUGAACGUUUCCCAUAUUUUUUAUAUCAUCAUGCUGAUACUUGUAGAAUCCGAUUGCGGACGGGUUCGCAAAGUCCCCAUUAGUGAGAAUCGAUCAGACACUCAUCGUACCGAAAGUGGAAGCUGUCGUGGGGCUUUACCUAGUGCCCAGAAAAAGACCAUUGAAAAAGCAAGCAACAUCGCGCAGAAAGCGGCGCAAGAAGCAAAAGCCGCGUCUGAAGCACAGAAUAUCGCUGGUCAACAAGCAGCGCAUCAAGUAAAAGCUCAACUGGCGGAAAAGGCGGUCCAAGCUGCAAAAGCCGCUGAAGCGGCCUUAUCAGGUAAGGAAGUGAUGGUUGAACAGCUGCUAGAAGAAGUGAAGGAAGCGCGAGCAGUGGUUCAGGAAGAAACGGCUUCUUUGCAACAAGCGCAGGCUAACGUCAAUGCUGCAAUGCAGGCAGCGCGACAAUCGCAAGACCAGUUGAAGACAUUGACGAACGCAAUGCGUACAGCGAAAUCGAACGCGGCAAAUGCGCAGGCGGCCGCUGCCGGAGCGCAAAAAGCCCUACGAGAGAAAGAGGAACUAUUAGAGGCGGCCAAGAGACGAGUGGAAGAAUUAUCAAGUCAAUUACGAAAUGCCCGACAGGAUCUCUUGAACACGAGUCGUGCAGCAGCCAAAGCUAACGCUUCUGCGCACGAAGCGAAAAUGAAUGCUAGAAACAAAAGGAGAUUGGCGAAUCUUAGGAGAUUGCGAACACACCUAACUGCGGCGCGAGCUACUUCUUGAGAUGAGAC